This is a messenger RNA of Perkinsus marinus ATCC 50983, 1014 nucleotides long. RefSeq names its product Hsc70-interacting protein, putative. The coding region runs from base 1 to 1014 and encodes 337 amino acids. Gene Ontology annotation, molecular function: protein binding. The transcript has 8 exons. Lineage: Eukaryota; Perkinsozoa; Perkinsida; Perkinsidae. The record is from RefSeq and is a predicted model, not a curated record.
AUGACGGCAACCUCUCUAGAAGGCUUAGGGCAGUCGAGGGAGAAUCUUGCAGACAUCAAGUUGGAAGAGAUCGACUUUGAGGCAGUCGACAAGUGUACAUCCGCUGCCAAGCUGGGUCGCUAUAUAACCCUUCUAGAGGCGGAUGGUGGUUAUUACAGAGAACUGCUCGCAAAAGCCAAAGAGAAGCUGUUGAGGAUCGACAAGAAAGCUUACUAUAAGUGCGAUGAUUCAGUGGGUACUAGAAAGGCAUGCCCGAUUAGGGAGGUGCGUUCCUGCGAUGAGGGCGACUCGAUAUCCGCUGAGAUGACUGCUGGAGACAGUGUCGACAUGAGAAGCGGGGAUGGUGAACCGAGAAACCCCUACGCACGAGAUAUGACGGCCAUGAAGGACUAUUACAGAGCCUGGGAUAGGUUCGAUGUCGAAGCUGCGUGCGAUGCUGUGGACGUUAAGGUAACCAACACGGAGGAGAGCGUAGCACCUGCAGAGGCUCCAUUGGCAAUCGACCAGAGUUUGUCUUCCGAACGAGUUGAGGCUAUGUCGGCAGCAGAAAGGCACGACAUGUGUGAGGCUGAGAAAAUAAAAGGCAAUGAGAGCUUCGCCUCGGGAGACUUGGAUGAAGCAGAGUUGCAUUAUACGAGGGCCCUCCGUCUCCGCUCGGAUGUAUCAGUACUAUGGUCCAAUAGAGCCUUGGUGCGGCUAAAGCUUCGCCGCCCUCGAGAAGGGCUAGAGGAUGCUCAGAGAGCCAUCGCGUUGGAUCCUAAGAAUGUGAAGGCCUUUCAUCGACGUGGUAAAGCUCGCGCGGAGUUGGAUUACCUCGAGGAAGCAGUGAAAGACUUUCAGACAGCUCUCAAGAUACUCAACGAUAGUGGCGCAGAGCAGGGAAUGAUUGGCAGAGUCAAUGCUGACCUUGCUACUGCCAGACGAAAGCUAAUUUACAAGCAACGCGCUCAAGUCAAAGAAGAGAUCGAGGCGCCAAAAAUACAGGAGAUUUUCGAUGAAUCACCAGUUGUGUAA